This is a messenger RNA of Tetranychus urticae (two-spotted spider mite), 1086 nucleotides long. It is a transcript of the gene Ntmt, whose product is annotated as N-terminal methyltransferase. Gene Ontology annotation, molecular function: N-terminal protein N-methyltransferase activity. Gene Ontology annotation, biological process: N-terminal protein amino acid methylation. Gene Ontology annotation, cellular component: cytoplasm. The record is from RefSeq and is a predicted model, not a curated record. NCBI's taxonomy places the organism in Eukaryota, Metazoa, Arthropoda, Arachnida, Trombidiformes, Tetranychidae.
UAUUUAAUUUUAAUUAUAAUUGCUGCGUUUAAAUCAGUCAUUAUUUUUUUCAUAUGUGUGAUCAACAUAAGAUUUAUUUAAUUACGCUAGUUAUUUCUUGAAAUAUUUUUACUGAACUUGCAUCAGCUGAUAUUUUGUUGCUCUAAAAUUACUGUCGAUAAACUAAUUGAUUACUAUCCUUCAAAGGCAAGUUUUAGUAAUAAGUCAACCAUGUUUAUUAAUGGUUCAAAGGUGACAGAUGAUUUCUAUGACAAAGGAGCCAAUUACUGGAAAACUGUUGAUGCUACUAUUGAUGGAAUGCUCGGUGGUUUUGCUCACAUCUCAAACAUUGACAUUAAAGGUUCUAAAAAAUUUUUAUCCCAAUUUAUUGAGCCACUGAAUCCACCGGACAAGAAAAAAGUUCCCAUUGAUCAUCAAUUAAAGUCUGAAAACAAAAGACGUGCUUUAGAUUGUGGAGCUGGUAUCGGUCGUGUUACCAAAAAUCUAUUGCUGGACUUUUUCCAUGUUGUAGAUCUUCUUGAUGUAAACCAAUCAUUCCUUGAAGAAGCUCGUAACCACAUUGGUCCAGAUAUUUAUGAUAAAAGGAUUGGUCAAGCUUAUUGUUCAUCAUUACAUGAAUUCAAGCCCAACGAAGGUAUCGAGUAUGAUGUAAUUUGGUGUCAAUGGGUUACUGGACAUUUAACUGAUACUCAUUUCAUCGAUUUCCUUCUAAAAUGUCGACAAAUAUUAAAGCCAGACGGAUUGAUCAUAAUAAAAGAUAAUCAUACUUCCUCAGAUGAAAUCGAUGAUGAUAUGAACGAUAGUUCAGUGACUAGACCACAUUGGCUUUAUAAGGACAUUUUCACAAAAGCUGGUUUAAAUUUAAUUUCAGAAAAAAGACAAUAUCAAUUUCCGAAAGGUUUAUAUCCAGUUAGAAUGUUUGCCAUGAAAGCAGAAAAGAUUGAAUUGAACCAAAAAUAACAUAACAAAAUCAACAAGGUUUCUAAAAUAGCGAAAAUUUAUUACGAUUCAAUCAAUUGUUGGUUUGAUUUGUUGUAAACUCAAUUAAUGCAUGAGAUCUAUUAAACUAAAUCUUCAGCAUUUUAA